Messenger RNA from Eurytemora carolleeae, 2226 nucleotides. Its product is annotated as lactosylceramide 4-alpha-galactosyltransferase. The coding region runs from base 244 to 1065 and encodes 273 amino acids. NCBI's taxonomy places the organism in Eukaryota, Metazoa, Arthropoda, Copepoda, Calanoida, Temoridae. Gene Ontology annotation, biological process: glycosphingolipid biosynthetic process. The transcript has 11 exons. Gene Ontology annotation, molecular function: hexosyltransferase activity. The record is from RefSeq and is a predicted model, not a curated record.
GAUUACUACCCUUUUCACUGAAACCCUAAUUGCAAAUAUGUUAAGAAACUACAAAAUCUAAGUUUUAGGCCCGAACUAAAACCAAGGCAAGAUAACAAAAUACAACAUGAUGAAUGAUAAAAUAAUCUAAUAUUAGGAUCAAAUACAAUAUUUUUCAUUGAGAGCGGACCCAAGGAGACAUUAACACCUAGAGAACUAUGUGCCCUGGAGUCAGCACUCAGAAACUCUGAGUUAUCAGUAGUGAUGGUAAGGUUUGGUAAAUAUCUAGAUUUAUCAGACAAUACAACUUGCCAGGCAGUAAACAGGUUUGAAAAUAAGAUGGAAAUCUAUCAUCUUGAUUUUUCUGAAUUAGCAAAGGGAACUGCAAUGGAAGGAUUUUUUACAAGUUCUGUAAUGAAAAACAGCGAUUACAGAUACACACAUAUGGCGGAUGGUUUGAGAUUGUUACUUGUAUACAAAUUCGGAGGGUUCUAUGCUGACACUGAUUACGUCAUCAUCAGAUCUCUGAAGGACUUGAAGAAUGUUGUUGCCAGUGACCAGGUGAAUGAAGAAAAAUAUAAUGACGAAGGGCAAUUACUUCAAGGUCAUAAAAUCAGUAAUGCAAUGUUCCAUUUUGAAAAAGGACAUAGGGUUCUUGAAUGUGCAAUAAACAAUUUUUUUGUAAAUUACCAACCCCAUUCUUGGGCAGCUAACGGUCCAGAUCUACUCAACAGAUGUUUAAUGUUAAUUUGUGGACUGGAGACAGCUAGAGAGACAGAUAUGACAGUUGAGAAGAUAUCUAGGGAUAGAUGUGAGGGGGCUCAACUGUUAGAUCACAGAUCUUUCUAUCCGUUUCCUUGGAUACAGUUUGGCAAUCUAUAUGAUCCUAAACAGACGAAAAAGGAUUGGAAGAAUGUGUUUAAAAACUCUUACGGAGUUCACUUCUACCAUGGAUCUACCAAAACUAAGGAUGGAGGAGGCUAUCAAAUUUGGAAACCAAGUAAUUAUGGAGCAAGAAAACCAGCUUAUCUAGCUCUAGCAUUAGAACACUGUCCUGUUUCAUUUGAUAGUAGAACACCUUUUUAAAUCUGUACUGAAUAUGUUUAUUGUAGAACACUUUACUAAUUCUGUCCUAAAUAUGUUUAUUGUAGGACCCCUUUUUAAUUCUGUCCUUACUCUGUUAAAACACCUUUGUAAUUCUGUCCUAAAUAUGUUAUAAUAGACACCUUCAUAAGUCUGUCCUGAAUAUGUUAAUGUAGGGCACCUUUGCAAUUAAGGAUCCUUAAUGUCUUAGGACAUCGUUGUAAUUAUGUCCUGAAUAUUUUAUUGUAGGACACCUUUGUAAAUCUAUUCUUCUUAUGGACACCUUUGUAAUCACGUCCUGAAUCUGUUAGGACACCUUUGUAAUAUUGUCCAGAAUAUGUUAGGACACCACCAUAACUCUGUCCUGAAUAUGUUUAUUGUAGGACAUCUUUGUAAUUCUGUCCUGGAUAUGCUGUUAAAGGACACCUUUGUAAUUCUGUCCUGAAUAUGUUUACUGUGGGACACCUUUGUAAUUCUGUCCUAAAUAUGUUUAUUGUAGGAUACCUUUGUAAUUCUGUCCUGAACAUGUUUAUUGCAGGAACCUUUGUAAUUCUGUCCUAAACAUGUUUUUUGUAGGACACCUUUAUAAUUCUGUCCUAAACAUGUUUAUUGUAGGACAACUUUGUAAUUCUGUCCUAAACAUGUUUAUUGUAGGACACCUUCGUAAUUCUGUCCUGAAUAUGUUUAUUGUAGGACACCUUGGUAAUUUUGUCCUAACUAUGUUUAUCGUAGGACUUCGUCAUAACUCUGUCCUGAAUAAUAAUAUGUUAUUGUAGGACACCUUAAUAACUCUGUCCUGAAUAUGUUAAUGCAGGACACAUUUGUAAUUCUGUCCUUUAAUCUGUUAAAAAACCUUUGUAAUUCUGUCCUUAAUCUGUUAAAACACCUUUGUAAUUCUGUCCUUAAUCUGUUAAAAAACCUUUGUAAUUCUGUCCUUAAUCUGUUAAAACACCUUUGUAAUUCUGUCCUUAAUCUGUUAAAAAACCAUUGUAAUUCUGUCCUUAAUCUGUUAAAAAACCUUUGUAAUUUUGUCCUGACUCAGUGAAUUUUUUAUUGUAUGACACUUUCAUAAUUUCUUUCCUUUAUCCGUUAGAACAUCUUUGUAACUCAGUGCUAUGUUAUUGAAUUUAGUAGUUCUGUAUUUUGUGUAUGACUAGUUUCUUU